UCUUACUGAAACACCAAAAUGGCGAAGAUCGCCAAAACACAUGAAGGUAAGAUUAUUUAUUUACAAAGUGUUUUAAGUGGCUAUUAUAACCUAAUUUUUCGUACGUCGGGAUCAUAAUAAAUAUACGACCAAAAUGCAUCCAUUGUUUAGAAGCUAGCUACAUGUUUUAGAUCUAUUUUCAUUCGUGACAUGAUGUUGACAAUCCAGACGCAACGAGGCCGGGCGCAUAAUAGAUAAUGGCGCCCCGCUAACUACAAAGCUAGCUAACCUAGAUAAUACAGAAUUUCAAUAAGCAUGAUUGCCUUAAAAAUAUAUAUAUAUAUUAUGCUAUUCAUUUAUACUAUUUAUCGGAUGUUUGUGUAGAUAUACGUAACUUGCUAUAUUAUAUUGAUAUGGCUAGAUAUAUUGAUUUAACAGCGUCACACUGCUGUUGUAAAAGCUACCUAGCUAAGAUGGCGUUGAAGGUAAUGCUAACUAAAUACCUAACGCAUUUAACUAACCUUGCUGGACAUUCUGUAGGUUGCUAACUACGGUUUAUCUAGUCGUUGGCAAGCUAGGGCACUGGCUGAUUCCGCUCAAAUUGAAACUAAUCUUUGGUGAUGUUUUUGUACAUAUUUUUCAACAUACCCAGAUGGUCACUGACUGUUGUUCUUCCCCCUUGCCCCCCAGACAUUGAGGCCCAGAUCCUGGAGAUCCAGGGCAUGAAAGCUGCCCUGGUGGAGGAGGGAGGAGAUCAGGGUGUGGGCCUGGACUCCACUGGAUACUACGACCAGGAGAUCUACGGUGGCAGUGACAGCCGCUUCGCUGGAUAUGUCACCUCCAUCGCUGCCAAUGAACAGGAGGAUGUAAGUGCUGAUGUCAAAUCCUGUGCUGUGAUGUAAUGAUGCAUGUUUUCUUUGUAACUUUGAAAAAGUGUUGCACGUCAUCUGCAACACUGACAUCCUCUUCCUAGGGGUCAGACAUCAGCUAUUCCACUGUCAGAUUUUUCAUGGAGUUGACUACUCCAGUAUGUCUUGUUGUCUGCGAGCUGGGAGAGUCUGCCUUAAAUGGCUAGGCUUGACCAGACUCUUGUCUCGCUCUUAUUUUCAGGAUGAUGAGGAGGACUCAUCGACGAGUCUGCUUGGACAGAAGAAACCGGGAUAUCACGCUCCGGUGGCUAUACUCAAUGCAAUACCACAGUCAGAUGAACAGGUUAGCAACAGCAACACCAUCUUCUUCUCUUCCUGUAGAAUUCUACUUUGCAGUUCAAACCUGACAGAAAACCUUAUACCAAAUCUUAGUGCUAAUGUUUGGAUUUGCAUAAUUAUCCUGCUCAUAUCUUAUCAUAGACAACAUUUUUACAAUGGUUACUUAUCAUACUCUGUAAUGUUUGCCAUGAUGACAUGUUUUGUAACAUGCUGUGUUCUCUCUCCUCUCAGUACGACCCGUUCGCCGAACACCGGCCCGCGAAGAUUGCAGAGCGUGAAGACGAGUACAAGGCCAGACGACGACAGAUGAUCAUCUCUCCGGAGCGACUUGACCCCUUUGCAGACGGUAAAUUUCACCCCUCCAUGUUCUCUCCAUAGUGUCCUCCCCUGAUGUAUGUUAUGUGUUAUACUGUAACUGCCAUGAUCCCAUGGAUGCCUUUCAAGGGUUCCAACCCACCUCUCGCUGCUUAGCCCUUCGAGCACUGUGCAACAGCUUGCUCCCCAGACUAAGACCUUCCCUUGGUAAACUUUUCUGGCCCGAGGGCGGUUGGUUGUCUUGUCACUGCGCCUUUUAUCACUCAUAAUUUUGUCUCAAUAAAAUCUCUUUGCUUUUGGGGCAAACGGUCUGCAUGCCAGAUAAAAUAUUUUUUCCCCCUCGAAAAGGAGAAUAGUUGUAAACAGCUGAGGAUUAAGUUGUAUGAAAUACAACUUCUUCCAGUAAGGGGUUCCAUAUGUUUUAGGGAGAGGUGGUUGGACAUUGUCUUGGUUACAGACUUUUGUACCUAACUACAUGGGUGGCAGGUAGGCUGUGCGUGUCUCGAAGGGUUAACAGACCCAUGUGGCUAUCUAUCUCAUGUACUGAUGGCGGAAAGAACUGUGUCUUAAUCUAAAGAAAGGUAUUGGGUAAUGAGAGUAGCAAAAAAUUAAAUUGUGUGUGAUUUGAUGCUUAUCCUUGGGGUGAUUCACCUGCUCAUGCAAUGUGCCACACCCUGCUGUGCCCCUUUACCCACAAACCACCCCAUCACGAGGCAGCCAGAAGCCAGAAAUGUGCUGGUUGUCUGAAGCUUGGCUCCCAGUCAAGGAAAGCCCCCAGUUGGCAGAACACCUGGGUACAGAGCUGAGGCUUCCAAGUAUUCCUGUGUAAAACAAGAACACUCGUAAUAAGCAAUGCUAUUGGACCACCCCUUUAUUCCAUGUGGCCCUUCACUCCACUACAGUAUCAUUGUUCAGGCUUAUGGUCAGUCACCACCACUGUUGGCUUGUCAGACUUCUAGGGGUUGGGGAAGUUCCAUUAGAAGAGAUCAGGACAUAGUAAAUUAUGAGACUUACACACACAAACUGUAGUGCAGUUGUGUCAUCAACACUAGUGAGUCAUGGUCUCAGAUUUCAAGCCCAUUUAAAUGGCAUUUAGUUCAAGUCUGGUCAGGGAUCUUAACCUGGGCUCCAGGGGUCUGAGUAAUAGAGUGAAUUACAGUGACGGUAUAAUCCUUGGCCAAAGGGCUUUGGCUCCGGUUUUGUCCUGUCCCUUACCUCUCACAGGUUAAGGAGCCGUCACUUACAUAUAUUCACAUUUCUCAAAGCCUAAACCUGGCUACGGCUUGUUUGUCUUGUCAGCUUAAACUUUUGUUAGUUAGAAUGAACUGAAUAGCCUGUCAGUUUAACCAAGGAUGGCCUAUUUCUCAGAAUACAGCUUGACUAGCCAUUAAGCAUUUGAUUAACUAAACACAUACCUUGUAGAUUAAGUUUACAGUAUGUUUAUUUACACAUUGCAACAAUUUAUUUGCAAUGCAACAAUUUGCCUGUAGUGGCUGAAGCACACGUAUCUGUCUGAGAUUUAAUUGUCCUCAAUGUAGUUUGGGGGUAGGGCUGUAUCAAGCCUGCAUGUAGCAAGCUCUGUCAUAUACAAAAAUGUUGUGUAAAUAUAUUUCUAUUUCACAUCUUUGUAAAAUAGAAACAUAUCAAGAAAUCUGUGUGCCGCAAUUCCACAGGCCCAUACUAACUGUCCUUAAUUUCUCUCCUACAGCAGUACUGCUUUGCCAGUCCUGUACUGCACUCUCUUAAGGGUGCAGCAACUCAUCCUGUGUAGGUUAUGGUGAACAGACAGAAGCGUGCGCUUGUCAGUUUUGUCAGGGUCCGCUGGCUGGUUGUCUGUCUGGGUGGGGGGGAUAAAGCAGCUAUUCCUCAACAAACCUCUACCCCAACAUCCUUUUAUUUUGUUUUCUACCAAAUACUUAUUUUAAUAGAAUUAAAUUGAAACCUCAGCCAUUUUAUGGUGGUCUUUUGCUUUAGAUUUAUUUUGUAAUUCAUAAUAUAUAUAUAUAUAUAUUUUUAAACAUAUUUUUCUAAAAAGGAAGUCAAGAUCUACAUUUACGAAGUUGGAAUAGCAAUCGAAUCCCAAGUCAAACUAGCGGCUGUUCAGUAGCAGGUGGCCUGUUCCCUCUGAAACUAAGAUAUUGAUCGUAUGGAUCUAAUAGUUGCCUCCACUGCCCCUCAGGUAUACGUGUAACUACAUAUAUAUAUUUAUAUAUAUAUACUCUCCCUGCCCUGGGUUACAUAAAGUAGCUGCACAUUUAUCUCACAGAACAUUCCUUGAUUUGGUUUAAAAAUCUUGACUUCAUUUUCUUAAAAUGCUAUCAAUAAUUCGCAAUCUGGGGGAUAUUUUUAUUACUUUUUUCAUUAGAAUUUUGAGCCCCAGGAGGAUUUUUCUUUUGUGACGUAAAAAAACAAAUCACAGGUGGUAUGCUUAUGUGUGUGAGUUCCAACCCUUUUCCAAAGUGUUACUAAUGGUAAAGAGACAUUUUCUAGGCUUCUUUUCUGCCGGUUGAAGUCUGACUGCAGAAGGACCCUUGGCACUGAAAGUGUACGUAUUCUGGAGAGCACAGCCCAGGACUCCUGCAUCAGUGAUGGCUUUAUCCUCUCCUGUUAUCUCCUUAAAAGAAAGACAAAACAACCUCAGCUGUUUCUCAAUGUAUCUGCCUGUUUGUUUGUUUUUAGACAGUUAUGUUUGUAUGUAAGGCAAGCAAGAGAGGACUGUCUGUAUGUUGUGUAUCUAGGGUUGUCUUGAUGUGAUUCAGCUUAAGGAACUAAAACAGUAAAUGUUUCUAAAGAAGAAGUGAGGGCCUAGCUGAGUUGGCUGUGUUGUGCUUGCUGUCUGUGUUAUGAAGCCGGGUCCUGGGGCGUGUUCUAAUCGGCUGCCCUGUGUCUUGUUGGUGCUCUUUCGCGCAGGGGGCAAAACGCCGGACCCCAAGCUGCAGUCCAGGUCGUACAUGGACGUCAUGAAGGAGCAGCACCUGACCAAAGAGGAGGUAAGACAGACCACAUAAACCCCCUUUGUGGUCCUCGAGUAGCCCCAACAGUACACAUCUUUAUUGUAGCCCCGGACCAGCACACAUGAUUCAACUUGUCAACUAAUCAUCAAGUCCUCAAUGAGUUGAAUGAGGUGUGUUUGUCCAGGGCUACAACAAAAAAUGUGUACUGUUGGGGGUACUGGAGGACCAGGGUUGGGAAACACUGGUUUAGACCAAGGGCAUAGCUUUGUCUUGAGGUUAUGUUUCUGAUUGUUGUGUGUCCAUAAAGGAUAUAAUUAAGCAAUAAGGCCCAAGGGGGUGUGGUAUAUGGCCAAUAUACCACGGCUAAUAGCUGUUCUUAUGCAAGACGCAACGCGGAGUGCCUGGAUACAGCCCUUAACCGUGGUAUAUUGGCUGUAACCCACAAACCCCUGAGGUGCCUUAUUGCUAUUAUAAACUGGUUACCAAUGUAAUUACAAUAGUAAAAAGUAAUGUUUUGUCAUACCUGUGGUAUAUGGUCUGAUAUACCAUGGCUUUCAGACAAUCAGAAUUCAGGGCUCGAACCACCCAGUUUAUAAUAAAUACAAUUUUAUUAUGUGGUUGUAUCGUUCAGUGUGGUGUGUCGUUGCCUACAAUAGACUUAAUUCCUACAAAUCCCACGGGAAACUUUCCCCUGUUGUUUAUCCUUUGGUUGGUUUUCUCACUCUCCCUGCUCUCACUCUGUGCAGAAAGAGAUCCGUCAGCAGAUGGCAGAGAAGGCCAAGACAGGAGACCUGAAGGCUGUCAACGGCUCUGCUGCCUCCCAGGCUGCUGCUGCUGCCGCUGCCGCCAAGCGUAAACGCCGAUGGGACCAGACAGCCGAGAAACAGGACCAAUCGGGAACCCCCAGCAACGCCGGCACACCUAAGAAGAUGUCCAGCUGGGACCAGGCCGACCAGGCUGCUGAGGUAAAAUGUAUUAUCUUAGUUGAUCAGAUCCAGUUUGUAUCCUUACAAUUAUUUAGUUUGGUCUGGUGUUCGAUCAGCAAAUGAUAUAGAACCAAGUGUUUUUGGGGCAGUUUAUUUGUCUUGCCUAGGCUUCAAAUAUGCCUUUUAAGAUCCUAGUGGAACAAAGGAACUCAACCAUGCUUCUCCAGUUUACAUUUCUGUACUUGAGAACUCACUGAGCCCUUUAUCCCCGGACUCCCCCCCACCACUACACAUGCAGCAGACCCCAGGACACACCCCUGGCCACACCCCCUCCAACAGCCGCUGGGACGAGACCCCCGGAAGGAACAAGGGCAGCGAGACACCAGGGGCCACCCCCAGCACCCGAAUGUGGGACCCCACCCCUAGCCACACCCCAGCUGGAGCAGCCACGCCAGGCAGAGGGGACACACCAGGACACACCACCCCUGGACACGGGGGAGCCACAGGCAGCGUGCGCAAAAACCGAUGGGACGAGACCCCCAAGACGGAGAGAGAGACCCCUGGUCAUGGUAGUGGUUGGGCCGAGACCCCCCGUACAGACCGAGGAGAUGAGUCAGUGGGAGAGACCCCCACCCCGGGGGCCAGUAAAAGGAAGUCCCGUUGGGACGAGACACCCGCCAGCCAGAUGGGCUCUUCCACCCCACUGAUGACCCCUGGGAAGACUCCCAUCGGAACCCCUGCCAUGAAUAUGGCCACUCCCUCUCCAGGUACUGUUAAUCACCUAGCCUUCCUCUCAGGCCUUUGAAACCCGUUUUCAAUUCCUUAGAGGUAGACCCGUGGGGCGGCGCCCAAUUGGCCCAGCGUCAUCCAGGGUAGGGGAGGGAAUGGCUGGCAGGGAUGUAGCUCAGUUGGUAGAGCAUGGCGUUUGCAACGCCAGGGUUGUGGGUUCGAUUCCCACAGGGGGUAUAAAAAAAAUAAUGUAUGCACUCACUCUGGAUAAGAGCGUCUGCUAAAUGACUAAAAUGUAAUAUCAUAUAACACUGAUAACUGUUGGUGAAUUGAUAUUAUGUACUUGUUGUUAAUUUACUAGUAGUAUAAAUGAGCAGGAAUAGAAGUAGUGUAAUGUCCCACUAAGUGGUGAUACUAGGGUUAUUGAGGCAUGUUUUCCAUUAUGCAUGUGUUUCCUAUCCUGUCAGGUCACCUGAUGAGCAUGACCCCAGAGCAGCUGCAGGCGUGGCGUUGGGAGAGGGAGAUAGACGAGAGGAACCGACCACUCACAGACGAGGAGCUGGAUGCCAUGUUCCCAGAGGGAUACAAGGUAGAGGACACACACCCUCCCCAGCACAAUGGAGAAAUAGAGCUCAACUGUCACUUGUCACAUCAAAUGCGGUAUCUAUAUAAAGUGAUUAAAUGGUCUUCGGUGAGCCAGGGUCACGUUCUGUGUCUCUGGGUUUGGUUCCCCACAGCAGCGUGUCUCUUCAGUUGAAGACAUCGAGGCAUUUGUCCGAGAAGGGCUCAAUCCAUUACAGAAAUAGAGUGAAAGGAACUGAAGUAAAUGAGUUAAUCACUAAAGUAUGAUAAAUGAACAAUACUAACAUCUCAUCCUCCACCUCCCUCCACAGGUCCUUCCCCCACCAGCAGGCUACGUGCCCAUCCGUACCCCAGCCCGGAAGCUGUCGGCCACCCCCACCCCCAUGGGGGGCAUGACAGGCUUCCAUAUGCAGCAGGAGGACCGUUCCAUGAAGCAGAUCAAUGACCAGCCCAGUGGGAACCUGCCCUUCCUCAAACCAGACGACAUCCAGUACUUUGACAAGCUGCUGGUUGAGGUGGAUGAGUCCACUCUUAGCCCAGAGGAACAGAAGGAGCGUAAGAUCAUGAAACUGCUGCUGAAGAUCAAGAACGGAACACCUCCCAUGAGAAAGGUGAGACCAGCUGCCAACAGUCAUCACAGAAUUAAAUGGAACUUUUCUCUGACCAAGAUGGCUGCCAUUAUCAGAACAGUCUUGAGUUAUGAAGGUUUGACAUAGGCCUAUCUAGUGUUACCUUUUAUCUCUAUAGUCUUAACUCCAUCUUCCUUUUGGUGUGUAACUCUCACCACUGAAAAGUCAAUGGUCCAGUCUAACCCUCUUGCGGCUCUCCUCAGGCUGCCCUGCGUCAGAUAACAGACAAGGCGAGGGAGUUUGGAGCAGGGCCCCUGUUCAACCAGAUCCUACCCCUGCUCAUGUCUCCUACCCUGGAGGACCAGGAGCGCCACCUGCUGGUCAAGGUCAUCGACCGCAUCCUCUACAAGCUGGACGACCUGGUCCGCCCAUACGUACACAAGGUGUGUGUGUGUGUGUGAGAGAGCGAGGAACUCGCUGACUCGGGAUACAAUAUGUCUCCUGUGCCGAGGUUGGCCCUCACUAAUUGACUAUCUGUUCCCCAGAUCCUGGUGGUGAUUGAGCCGCUGCUGAUUGAUGAAGAUUACUACGCCAGAGUGGAGGGUAGAGAGAUCAUCUCUAACUUGGCCAAGGUGAGCCCCACUUCCAGCCCUAUAAUGUACUCACACACCCACCACAGUUGGGUAAUAUGCCUGCGAAUCAUUCUCGCCUGUUCGACCGAUCCGUGGUCAGAUCAGGGCUAGUACUUCGCUAUAUGAAAAACCAGCACGAGAACUAGCCGAUCUGACAUCCAGUUCAUUUCUGUUCUCACCCUGCACCCGUUGGUCACAUUCCCAAAGCAAGUAGCUAAUACAAUUUGAUCUGAAAUCACAUUAGAAAAUGAUACUUAUGGUGUCUAAUCAAGCAGUAUCAUAAACACCUAUUCAUCUUAGUUGAUUUCUUCCAUCUCUUACCCUCCCUCUCUAUCUCUUUCCCUCCCUCCCUCUCUAGGCUGCCGGCCUGGCCACUAUGAUCUCCACUAUGAGACCUGAUAUUGACAACAUGGACGAAUACGUCAGAAAUACAACAGCUAGAGCUUUCGCUGUCGUAGCGUCCGCUCUGGGUAUCCCCUCCCUGCUGCCCUUCCUCAAGGCUGUGUGUAAGAGCAAGAAGUCAUGGCAGGCCCGCCACACGGGCAUCAAGAUUGUCCAGCAGAUCGCCAUCCUCAUGGGCUGUGCCAUCCUACCCCAUCUGAGGAGUCUGGUGGAGAUCAUCGAGCAUGGUGAGUAGAGGGCGACACUGCCUGACAUGGUAUGGGACCUGAGGGGGUAGUUUAGUUUUCUAGUAAUAGUACAUUUGUUAUAUUUAGGAGUGACUAGUGUAUUUGACUCAAGCGUAGUUUAGUUUACAAGUAUCUAGAGUGCGGGGGUUGUUUAUUUUAAAGUGCAUUUCACACGUGGUCACAAUACACUUUACCAAUAAGGAUAAAAUAUGAUGAUCUCAUACUGACCUCUACUGUGUCUGCCCCCCUCAGGUCUGGUGGAUGAGCAGCAGAAGGUACGGACCAUCAGUGCCCUGGCCAUCGCUGCCCUGGCUGAGGCUGCCACGCCCUACGGUAUCGAGUCCUUUGACUCUGUACUCAAACCCCUGUGGAAGGGUAUCAGACAGCACAGAGGAAAGGUGAGGACGCAUUGCUUUGUCACAUGCCUGCGAAUCAUUCUCGCCUUUUGGACCUAUCAGUGGUCAGAUCAGGGCUAGUACUUCGCUAGAUGGACACCAACAUGAGAACUGGCAGAUCUGACAUCCAUUUCACUUCUGUUCUCACCCUGCACCCGUUGGUUACAUUCCCAAAACAGUUAACAGGUACAAACACCCGUUGGUUACAUUCCCAAAACAGUUAACAGGUACAAACACCCGUUGGUUACAUUCCCAAAACAGUUAACAGGUACAAACACCCGUUGGUUACAUUCCCAAAACAGUUAACAGGUACAAACACCCGUUGGUUACAUUCCCAAAACAGUUAACAGGUACAAACACCCGUUGGUUACAUUCCCAAAACAGUUAACAGGUACAAACACCCGUUGGUUACAUUCCCAAAACAGUUAACAGGUACAAACACCCGUUGGUUACAUUCCCAAAACAGUUAACAGGUACAAACACCUGUUGGUUACAUUCCCAAAACAGUUUACAGGUACAAACACCCGUUGGUUACAUUCCCAAAACAGUUAACAGGUACAAACACCCGUUGGUUACAUUCCCAAAACAGUUAACAGGUACAAACACCCGUUGGUUACAUUCCCAAAACAGUUAACAGGUACAAACACCCGUUGGUUACAUUCCCAAAACAGUUAACAGGUACAAACACCCGUUGGUUACAUUCCCAAAACAGUUAACAGGUACAAACACCCGUUGGUUACAUUCCCAAAACAGUUUACAGGUACAAACACCCGUUGGUUACAUUCCCAAAACAGUUAACAGGUACAAACACCCGUUGGUUACAUUCCCAAAACAGUUAACAGGUACAAACACCCGUUGGUUACAUUCCCAAAACAGUUUACAGGUACAAACACCCGUUGGUUACAUUCCCAAAACAGUUAACAGGUUAAUACUAACAUGUUUACUUGACAUCACAAUACAACUUCAUUUCAGGAUCUUGCCGUAAGCCCGGGAUCUUGCCUGUAUAGAUACCAGUGUUUCCCCUAUAGUCAUUCAAUCGUGGCCGCUACUCACAAAAACAAGGUGUACAUUAUAAUAAAAACAAAUAUAGAAGAAAAAAAGUGUGGGAUCCUUAAACGUUUUCAGUGUGAACUUAAACGUUAUGUUAUGUUUGAGUCACUCCGAUGGCGUAAGAACACGGCAUAAGCCAAUUUUCUUUUAGCACAAUGGCAAAACGUUUUGAAUUGCAGGAAACUAGCUUUAAAACAGCAAAAUCGUAUGGAUACAGUAACUGAGUUAACUCUUACCUCUCCCCUCUUGUGUCCAGGGUCUGGCUGCGUUCCUGAAGGCCAUUGGCUACCUGAUCCCUCUGAUGGAUGCUGAGUAUGCUAACUACUACACCAGAGAGGUCAUGUUGAUCCUCAUCAGAGAGUUCCAGUCCCCUGACGAGGAGAUGAAGAAGAUCGUGCUCAAGGUGAGGGAGCCUGUGUGUGUGUGUACGAGACUAAUUAUCGCCUGUUGGACCUGUCAGUGGUCAGAUCAGGGCUAGUACUUCGCUAGAUGGACACCAACAUGAGAACUAGCAGAUCUGACAUCCAGUUAAUUUCUGUUCUCACCCUGCACCCGUUCGUUACAUUUCCAUAAUGAAAAUAAGUUGUAGAUGCUAGCUAUUACACUUAAAUCUGAAUUGGUGUUUGUGUGCCCUGUUUCUAACCCCCAUUGUUCCCUCUCUCUUCCAGGUGGUGAAACAGUGCUGUGGUACUGACGGUGUGGAGGCCAACUACAUCAAGACAGAGAUCCUGCCCCCUUUCUUCAAGCACUUCUGGCAACACAGGAUGGCUCUGGACAGACGCAACUACAGACAGGUACGUACAGACGUAGCUCAAACGGGAACGACUCCAAGCAUAUCCCUUAUAUUCAAUGGGUUGAUUACAGACCAAUAGUAAAUGUUUUACCAAGCAUAAAUCAGUAGAAGUCUUAAUUUAUGACAAGAAAAAUAAACAUAUUUUAGCCUCAAUGGGGCAAACUGGUAAAAUACAAACAAAUGCAAUUUCUGACUAACAUUAAAAUCCGGUCAUACUUAAUUCAUGACUGGUGUGUUUUGGGUGAUGUCUGUGAACUAACCUCUUCCCUGUAUGUCUGCCCAUCCUCAAGCUGGUGGACACAACAGUGGAGCUGGCCAACAAGGUGGGUGCGGCAGAGAUAAUCUCUCGUAUCGUGGAUGACCUGAAGGACGAGGCAGAGCAAUACAGGAAGAUGGUGAUGGAGACCAUAGAGAAGAUCAUGGGGAACCUGGGAGCUGCUGACAUCGACCACAAGCUGGAGGAGCAGCUGAUCGACGGCAUACUGUACGCCUUCCAGGAACAGACCACGGAGGUGAGACCACGGGGUGGAGACCACGGGGUGGAGACCACGGGGUGGAGACCACGGGGUGGAGACCACGGGGGGGAGACCACGGGGGGGAGACCACGGGGGGGAGACCAGGGGCAUGUUCAGCAAAGAACAAUGUUGUGGAACAUUGAGAUAGAAGUGGGUUAUGUAGAAUAAGGAAUCAUGUCGGCUCAUGACAUCUCUAUCUACAACGUUCCAGGACCCGAUUUCCCCAUAGCGAUGGAACUUAGGCUUACGAGUGUUUUAAACAAUGCAUCUUUUCUACAAUGGCCUAAGAUGUAACAUGCAUUUCCCAAAACACUACGCAGAGAGAACAGUUGCUAAGUGUGUCGGAGUAUGUGUCGAUAUUGAUAGGAAUGGAAGAAAGGCAGUGCUGUUCUCGGAUCAGCUUUCUCAGUUAAAAUCUUACCUUAACAUUAUAAUUAUUUCACAAUACUGACAAUGGAUCAGCACCUAGAGAGAUAUUAUCACCUACGGCUGCAAAUAUUAAGGUGGCUUAUUAUAAUGCUUACCCAAUACAAAUUGGCACAUGUUAGGCUACACAUCAUGAAAUAUAUUCACACAAAUUACAGACAAUCUUGUCUGCAAGUAGCAAAAUAGAACUCAAUUGAUUGAACAUGAAAUGUAUUUCAAUAUGAUUGACAGAUCUAUAGCCUACUGUUUAUUUUAAUGCAGUCAUCUUUUUAUAGACCAUGUCACUUGUUUGUAUCAAUUGCGAAGACAUUGGCAACUUUGUAUUUGUAGGCAACUUUGUUCUGAUGUUACCAGCGUUCAGAGACUGAUAAACAAUGUGAUUCUAUGUUUAGCGGAGAUCUUCUGUGUAUGAAGUGACAUGGGAAGGCAGAAAGUAUCGAACGACGCACUUAGCUGUUCUACAAGGGGUGUGAGGCAGGUGUUAGAUUGCGAGCGUUUUCAAGUGCAACGUUAAUUACGAUGGUUUUGGGAAACAGCUCCGUGAUUUAACGAUGCUCCUACGAUGGUUCUAACGAUUAACUUAGCCUUAAGAUGCUUUUGGGAAACCUACUGAAGCUGGCCCAGGGUAUAACGUUGGGAAAAGCCUGUGAUGAAACAAGUUAUCCAUGUCUGAACAGCAGUGUGGAUUUAUGGUAAUCUGAGGCUUGAUGGGAGAUUCAUAUUGAUUUGAAUGGAUAACUGUGCCUUGUUCCCUUUAAACCAGAGCCCUUUGGGCCUUGGUCAAAUGUAGUGCGCUAUAUAGGGAAUAAGAUGACAUUUUGGAUGCAGACACUCUCAGUCCAUCAUUAGCCUACCUGUGUAGAAUAUGACUGACUGUAGGAGUUGACCUCUGACCCCUGCAGGACUCUGUGAUGCUGAAUGGGUUUGGCACGGUGGUGAAUGCCCUGGGGAAGAGGGUGAAGCCCUACCUGCCUCAGAUCUGUGGUACGGUGCUGUGGCGUCUCAACAACAAGUCCGCCAAGGUCCGCCAGCAGGCUGCUGACCUCAUCUCCCGUACCGCCGUGGUCAUGAAGACCUGCCAGGAGGUUAGUCUUCCCAACACACACUUUACGCACGCACAUACACACACACACCCGACACACUCGUAUUGCACAUAUACACUCCCUCUCUCUCUCUCAUACUCGCACACUCACGCACUCACUGAAAUACUCACUCACUGCAAUGAUAUCACCUUCACUGACUGAGUCAUAUAGAGAGUUUCCCUUUCCUUUCUAAACCUCUUUCUCUCCCCACAUCUCCCCCCUCCUCUCAACAGGAGAAGCUGAUUCCCUUUCUAAACCUCUCUCUCCCCCCUCAACAGGAGAAGCUGAUUCCCUUUCUAAACCUCUCUCUCCCCCCUCCCCUCAACAGGAGAAGCUGAUUUCCUUUCUAAACCUCUCUCUCUCCCCUCAACAGGAGAAGCUGAUUUCCUUUCUAACCUCUCUCUCGCUCUUCCCCCUCUCCUCCACAGGAAAAGCUGAUGGGUCACCUGGGAGUUGUGUUAUACGAGUAUCUAGGAGAAGAGUAUCCUGAAGUACUGGGAAGCAUCCUUGGUGCUCUCAAGGCCAUCGUCAACGUCAUUGGUGCGUAACCGUUACCCUCUCACUACUACAACUCCCUGUCUUCUGACCAAUAGCAUGUUGACACUAAGGUUGAUGACCCUUUGGCCCUGGGUCACAUGUCUGUGAAUCAUUCUCGCCUGUUCGACCGAUCCUUGGUCAGAUCAGGGCUAGUACUUUGCUAGAUGGACACCAACAUGAGAACUGGCAGAUCUGACAUCCAGUUCAUUUCUGCUCUCGCCCUGCACCCACUGGUUACAAAUGAAAAUACAUUAGUUUUAUUUUCCAAAAUGCUAUCCAAUCUCUGUCUUAUAGCUCCAUACACUCUCAGCCCACUAAUUUAGCCCUCUCACUCCCUGAGACGGGCUGAAAUGUUUUGAGAAAGCGCUCCAGUGGGUAGAGAAAUGCCUGUGAAUGAAUUGUGUUAGUUGAGUUCAGUGAAGAACAAGGAUUGGGCUGGUUUAACAGCAGUAACGCUAUAAGCGUGGUUAUGAUUAAGUUAUGGUAGUAGAUGUGUUAAGACUUGGUGAUAUGCAUCCAGAGAGCUGAUUGGUUGUCUGUCCUGUCACUCAGGCAUGCACAAGAUGACUCCACCAAUCAAAGACCUGCUGCCUCGGCUGACGCCCAUCCUGAAGAACAGACAUGAGAAGGUGCAGGAGAACUGUAUUGACCUGGUUGGCAGGAUUGCUGACAGGUACGUCUGUAGCAAAGCAAUCACACACACACACACACUCUGAAAGAUUGGACUACAUUAGUGUGAAUCUGUGUCAAUCUUUGACUCACACAUUCACUAGUAUAUUCCAAUAUUUGACUCCUAAGCAUAUGUGGAAACAUUUGAUAAAAUAGUAGAUGUUUCAUCAACCAUGUUGUAAUUGUGUGUGUAGGGGUGCUGAGUACGUGUCUGCCAGGGAGUGGAUGCGUAUCUGCUUUGAGCUGCUGGAGCUCCUCAAGGCCCACAAAAAGGCCAUCCGCAGAGCCACCGUCAACACCUUCGGAUACAUCGCCAAGGCUAUCGGGUGAGUCCUGUCUCUGGCUACUGCCCAAUACUUCUCUCAAGAGUUGUUGAUCUCCAUUAGUGCACAUUUAUUAGGGUUUAUGUUUAGGAGAGUGUAUGGUUUUCUGAGCAUCCAUGAAAAAUGUUGGUUCAAUAAAGUUGUAUUAUAAUGAUGCUUGGUGAUACUUCACCUGUUACUGUCAUGGUAACCAGUAUAUAUUUAGCCUAUCAUUGACCUAUUGACCUCUCCACCCCUCCAGACCCCAUGAUGUGCUGGCCACACUACUUAACAACCUGAAGGUUCAGGAACGGCAGAACAGAGUGUGUACCACCGUAGCCAUCGCCAUCGUGGCUGAGACCUGUUCUCCCUUCACCGUGCUCCCCGCCCUCAUGAACGAGUACCGCGUGCCCGAGCUCAACGUGCAGAACGGCGUGCUCAAGUCCCUGUCCUUCCUGUUUGAGUACAUCGGGGAGAUGGGCAAGGACUACAUCUACGCUGUCACGCCCCUGCUGGAGGACGCGCUGAUGGACAGGUGAGAGGACCAAACAUUGGAACUAACAAUCAGUCUGGUGGGCUGACUAAAGUCACAGUAACGCUGUAGUCACUAAACCAAAAACAUAACAUUUCCCAAGUAUUGUAAAUGCAUCGAGCUACAUGGCCACACUAUCCUGACCAAGAUCAGUACUUAGCCAUUGGUGCUGCUGUCCGUAACAGUUAGGGGUCACUCGGUUGAAUGUGCUGUAAUAUAACUGCGAACCAUUCUUGCCUGUUGGACCGGUCCGUGGUCAGAUCAGGGCUAGUACUUCACUAGAUGGACACCAACAUGAGAACUAGCAGAUCUGACAUUGUUAAUUUCUGUUCUCACCCUGCACCUGUUGGUUACAAAGGAAAAGUCAAGUGUCAUUCAUUGUCAUUGUGGAUUUUCUCCACAGAAUUAGAAUAUAUAGUAGACCCCACCUGCUUCUUUGCACCUUUUGACUGGCCCCAUGGUAACCCUGGUUCUCCUCUCUCUCUUCCUUGCAGAGACCUGGUCCACAGACAGACUGCCAGUGCCGUGGUGCAACACAUGUCCCUGGGCGUCUACGGCUUCGGCUGUGAGGACUCCCUUAACCACUUGUUGAACUACGUGUGGCCCAACGUGUUUGAGACGUCGCCCCAUGUGAUCCAGGCUGUCAUGGGGGCCCUGGAGGGCCUCAGGGUGGCAAUCGGCCCCUGCCGCAUGCUGCAGUAUUGCCUGCAGGUAAACCUGACUGCUACUACAUCACUGAUCUCCUUGCUCUGACAGACAGGUAGCAGAUUGACUACUAUCUGCUACUAGAUAGAAUGACUAGGCUCAUUCUAGAAUAGCUGAGUGUUGAGAAUUGACAUAAAAUGUCCAGAAAGUGAUGCAAAUUUGGUAAGUUAUCACUAUCAACAGCAACAUACCUUUAUGAACUCCAUGAACAAGCUGCGGUGGAUACACUAUCUAUAAAAAAGUAUGUGGACACCCCUUCAAGAUUGUGGAUUUGGCUAUUUAAGCCACACCCGUUGCUGACCGGUGUAUAAAAUUGGGCACACAGCCAUGCAAUCGCAAUAGACAAAUAUUAGCAGUAGAAUGGCCUUACUGAAGAGCUCUGUGACUUUCAACGUGGCACUGUCAUAGGCAUCCUUUCCAACAAGUCAGUUCAUCAAAUUUCUGCACUGCUAGAGCUGCCCCAGUCAACUGGAAGUGCUGUUAUUGUGAAGUGUAAACGUCUAGGAGCAACAACGGCUCAGCCGCAAAGUGGUAGGCCAUACAAGCUCACAGAACGGUAUCGCCGAGUGCUGAAGUGCAUAGCACGUAAAAAUAAUCUGUCCUCAGUUGCAACACUCACUACCAAGUUCCAAACUGCCUCUGGAAGCAAAAUCAGCACAAUAACUGUUUGUCGGGAGAUUCAUGAAAUGGGUUUCCAUGGCCAAGCUGCCGCAACACAAGCCUAAAAUCACCAUGUGCAAUGCCAAGCGUCGGCUGGAGUGGUGUAAAUGCCGCCAUUGGACUCUGGAGCAGUGGAAACGCGUUCUCUGGCGUGAUGAAUCAAGGUUCACCAUCUGGCAGUCCGACGGACGAAUCUGGUUUGGCAGAUGCCAGGAGAAUGCUACCUGCCCGAAUGCAUAGUGCCAACUGUAAAGUUUGGAAUAAUGGUCUGGGGCUGUUUUUCAUGGUUCGGGCUAGGCCCCUUAGUUCCAGUGAAGGGAAAUCUUAACGCUACAGCAUACAAUGACGUUCUAGACGAUUCUGUGCUUGCAACAGUUUGGGGAAGGCCCUUUCCUGUUUCAGCAUGACAAUGCCCCUGUGCACAAAGCGAGGUCCAUACAGCAAUGGUUUGUCGAGAUCGGUGUGGAAGAACUUGACUGGCCUGCACAGAGCCCUGACCUCAACCCCAUCGAACACCUUUGGGAUGAAUUGGAACAUCGACUGCGAGCCAGGCCUAAUCGCCCAACAUCAGUGCCUGACCUCACUAAUGCUCUUGUGGCUGAAUGGAAGCAAGUCCACGCAGCAAUGUUCCAACAUCUAGUGGAAAGCCUUCCCAGAAGAGUGGAGGCUGUUAUAGCAGCAAAGGGGGGACCAACUCCAUAUUAAUGCCCAUGAUUUUGGAAUGAGAUGUUCGACGAGCAGUUGUCCACGUACUUUUGGUCAUGUAGUGUAUUUAGUAAAAGCAACAAACCUAGUAGCAAGGGUGGGUAGGGGUGGAAAACAUGGUUUCCUGGGGGGGGGAACAUGUUGGCUGGGUAGCUUUGGGGGAAUGGGAUGGGAUGGGAGGUUGGGGGUGGAGACAUGUUGGCUGGGUGGGGUUGGGGGGAUGGGAGGUUGGGGGUGGAGGACCACUUUUUUUUGUUUUAUUUUCCUGUUAAUUAUUAAACUCUGUAUAUAUUUCUUACUGUUUUUUGUUGUUGAGUGGCAGCCUACGGGUACAUGUUUUAUAAACAAAAAAUGUAAAUGGAUAAUGUACCUGUAACCCCCUCAACCAAAAAUUACUAAACAAAUAAACUAUAAUGAUAGUAGCACUGUAAGUGCAGCCAUUGAGUUGAUAAUGCUCUCUAACCCUGUUUCCUCUCUAGGGUCUCUUCCACCCAGCCAGGAAGGUCCGAGACGUCUACUGGAAGAUCUACAACUCUAUCUACAUCGGUUCCCAGGAUGCUCUGAUCGCUCACUACCCCCACGUCUACAACGACGAGAAGAACCCUUACCUCCGCUAUGAGCUGGAGUACUUCCUGUGAUUCUGCUCUCUUUUCUCUCUCUGUUCACGCUCUCUCUUUCUCUCUCUGUUGACGCUCUCUCUCUGUUGACGCUCUCUCUGUUCACGCUCUCUCUUUCUCUCUGUUCACGCUCUCUCUUUCUCUCUGUUCAUGCUCUCUUUAUCUCUCUGUUCACGCUCUUUCUCUGUUCACUCUCUAUCUCUCUGUUCACUCUCUCUCUGCCGAUCUCCUCCCCUUUCCCUCUCCUCUCUUUCAGCUAUCUCUUCUCUCUGUCCACUCUUCGUCCUAUCUCUCUUGGUGUAUAGAUAGGACUUGGUCCAUUUUUUAUUAUUAUUUAGCGCCUCUGUCUUUGUAGUGGGUGUGUCCAACAAGAUUCAUUUUUAAUCAAAUAAAAACUUUGAUUAGGGAGAAAAAAAUAUGAAACUGAACAAUUUCUUAGACCUUGUAUGUUUUGUUUAUUUUAUAAUAAUCAUUUCCAUAAGGAAUGACAGACAUACAGUGAAGUGCAGGAUCUAAGUUAGCCAUGUUAACGAAUGGUGAGUUUUGAAGCUCUUUAAAAUAGUCAUGGUUUCUGUGUACCGGCAUCUGUAACGGCCGUUCCUUCUCAAUCCUCUGCUCACCUAUCAGUGAUCACCCCUCUGUUCUUAUCAGAAUGUUGCUUUAUUUGACUAAAUAAACGUUUGUGUAUAAAAUUAA
This is a messenger RNA of Coregonus sp. 'balchen', 18207 nucleotides long. NCBI's taxonomy places the organism in Eukaryota, Metazoa, Chordata, Actinopteri, Salmoniformes, Salmonidae. The record is from the annotation of a GenBank genome assembly.